This is a messenger RNA of Neltuma alba, 752 nucleotides long. RefSeq names its product protein E6-like. The transcript has a single exon. Bases 10 to 717 code for a protein of 235 amino acids. NCBI's taxonomy places the organism in Eukaryota, Viridiplantae, Streptophyta, Magnoliopsida, Fabales, Fabaceae. The record is from RefSeq and is a predicted model, not a curated record.
AAGUAUAAUAUGCACGCUCCAAAUCUUCUAUCUUCUUCCAUGGCUCUCUCCUCAAACUUGGUUUCUUUUCUCUUCUUCACAAUACUUCUCUUGUCGUCUCUGCAAAUCCACGCCAGAGACAGUCAGUUCUUCAGCAAAGUCACACAUCCCGUUAUCGACAAGAAUAAUGGUGAAGAAACCGAGCUCCCCAACGAAAAAGAAGAACCUGUGAUGAUGAACAAGCCAGAUCAGCAAGAGCCCGUCUUCAUUCCUGAGAUUGAUAACAACUAUGGCCUCUAUGGCCACGAGUCCGCCGGUCCGACCACUACCACCACCACAUACCAGCCUUACAAGACUGAGUCUGAGGAGGAGUACAUGAGAAAGUAUCCAAACAAGUACUCGUACUAUAACAGAGACCAGAACGAUUUCAUCAACAACAACAAUAAUAACUACUACAAGGAUGCCUAUGGUAAUGAUCUGGACAAGAAAAGGUACACAGGAGGAGGAUACGAGAAUAUGUCGAGUAAUCAGAUGAGGAAGAACCAGAAGCUCUACAACGGCAACAAUGGCGGAUAUGAUCAUAGGUAUCGUCAGUAUAACGGUGAGAGGCAAGGAAUGAGUGAUACAAGGUUUAUGGAAGGUGGGAAAUACUACUAUGAGAACAAUAACUCCAUGCAAGGAUAUCAGAACCAGCUGGGGCUUGAGGGUAAUAAUAACAUAGAUGAGUUUCAGCCUUGAUCUAAUUAGAUCAGUGAUACGUUAGAGGAUAGGGU